AUGUUUUGUGUUCAAGUGGGUAUGAGCCGACUAACACAAACGAGUGAUCCGAUUUUUGGAAUUUGUAAUACAACUGUUGGUGGUGAUAGUACACCAAGCGUAAUAGCGGGCACAAAUCCAUGUAACUUUUAUCCAGGAGAAAUACCAUCGUAUGCGAUUGACAAUAUUAAUACAACAAAAUACACAAACUUUGGAAGUGGUACGCUUUCCAGUUCAAGUCCGACUCAAGGGUGUAACACAGGCUUUUAUGUUACACCUUCAAUGGGUCCAUCUGUACUAAAAGCAUUUGUAUUUGUAACAGGAAACGAUAUACCCGACCGCGAUCCUACUGCAAUCACUAUAGAAGGAAGUAAUUUAACUUCUUCGUUAACAGUAGGCACUAGUUGGACAUCGAUUUAUUCGGGGCCGUCUGGUCUUUCAACCGAUCCUGGACGCCGUACCCUUGGAGUUCAACAAACAUGUAGUAGUAAUACGAUUUACUAUCUAAACUAUCGACUACUGACGACAACACAACGAGGAACAGAAAGUGCUGUUCAGUACUCUGAAGCAAUUUUACUUGGUUAUUUUUAG
This is a messenger RNA of Didymodactylos carnosus, 570 nucleotides long. The record is from the annotation of a GenBank genome assembly. NCBI's taxonomy places the organism in Eukaryota, Metazoa, Rotifera, Eurotatoria, Philodinida, Philodinidae.